UCAACCAACAACCCACAUUUUGAAUGGAGCCUGAGGGGUUUAUAUUGCUGUCAAACCUCCCGGCAAAAUCUGAACCACUUCCCGAAGCAGUCACGUGGUACAGCCGGGCAGCGAGGCUUCGGACGUCAUCAUUUUUGGCUCCUCCCCUAAAUGAAGCAAGCCUCGAUACGCGCUUCGAGGAAACGCCCCCUCCAUUACUCGACACACGCUUCGAAGCGUCGACACAUCUCGUAACAACACUACUUUCGCCCUUCUUCUGGUGAAUGUACUCAUGAGAGAAAGUAGGGUGGCUGAAGUGAUGCUAACGUUAGCUUAGCCCCGCGCUGCAGCUCACGCUAUGUAUUCAGAGAGCAACGCUGCUGGAGGCGUUCAGGGGCAUCUCCUGAAACUUCAUGAAUAUCUCGCAGACGAAGACACACGAUCCGCAGCUUUGAAAUGCCACGAUAUUAUCGGUGACCUGGGACAGGAGUGCAUGCUCACACCAACCGACAACGAACUUGCUUUUCAGACGUCCUUAUUGUUCUCAAAAGACUAUGGACUGCUCAGCUUCCUCAGGAAGUCCCUGGCGUCAGAGGAGUUCCGGGACACCCGAGUUGAGAUCUUGGGUUUUUUGGAGAAAUUCUUGGACAGGGUCUCACCAAGUGUCAAGGGUUGGGAGAAGACAUACGCCACUGACAUACGAGACACAUGCAUGGAUGUGUAUGCGAAGGAGAAAGCAGCCAAGUGUCGGUCUCUGGUGCUGGAUCUCCUCAUCAAGGUUCUCCAAACAACAAAAGCUUCCAGUGUGGUUGCAGAGCUUCGAGUCUGCGACAUAUUCAACAGGUUUUACGGCGAUCUCUGUCAGAGGAGCAAACUGCCUGAUUCAGUCCUCGGCAAAAUCUACGAGUUGCUGGGAGUUCUCGCAGAGGUUCACCCCAGUGAGAUGGACAAGAACUCUGACAAACUCUACAAGGCCUAUCUAGCGGAGCUCAAGGAACGGAUGACCUCUUCAACAAAGAAGCCCAAACUUUUAGUUGUAGCUGGAUGUUUGAGAGGAAUCACUGCGCUUAUGGUCAACUUCCCUAAAACAAUGGAGGAAGACCCAGCAACAUCCAACGACAUUUUCCAGUAUGCCCUGAAGGCCGUCAGCCCGCAGAUGUCGAUGACGCGCUACGCUGUCACAUUCGCCGGGCUCAGACUCCUCGCCAAACAUGCGUCCCAGUUCAGCAGCUGCCUCAUGGACCACUACGGAGCUUUGUUCGAGGUCAUGUCGAAGCUCUGUGGACAUGGCAACGCUGAGAUGAAGAAGACGAGUUACUACGCACUUGAGGCCUUCCUCAAACAGGUUGCAUUGCUGGUGGCAGACAAUAUUGAGGAGCACAAAAGCAAGUUUAAGUUCUUCAUGAAGAAGUUCUGCAGCAUCAUUAGAACCAUGGACUCGACGCACAAGGAGCUGUCCAUCGCUAUCCGGGGAUAUGGAUUCUUUGCCACCCCAUGCAAGAAAGUUUGCCCACAAGACGUGGACUUGAUGUACACCGAGCUGAUUCAGAGCUGUAAGCAGAUGUAUCUGACCGAGUCCGAUGGGGAGGACGACAGCUUCUACCAGCUGCCCAGCUUCCUGGACGCCAUAGCCAGUGUUCUGAUUCACCUGGACAAGAUUCCAGAGGUGUAUACACCGCUGCUGGAGCGUCUCCUCGUGGUGCAGAUCGACAGCUUCCCGCAGUACAGCGAGAAAAUGCAGGUUGUUUGUUGCAGGUCCAUCCUGAAGGUGCUGGUGGCCAUGGCCUCCAAAGGACCGGUCCUUUUGGGAUUCAUUAGCUCUGUGGUGCACCAGGGCCUGAUUCGUGUCUGUUCAAAACCCAUCAUGCUCUCUGAGGACAAAGACAGCGGGCUUUCCCAAGUUCACACUGGAAAAUGGAAAGUUCCAUCCAGUCAGAACUACCUCGCCCUGUUUAAAGGACUUCUAGACUGCCAUCUGCUAAAGGAUUCAGGAUUUUUGGAUGGAGCUUUUGAAAGUCAGAACGCCUCCCUCGUAUCUUUCAGCCGUCUGCUUUACGACGAGUUGGUGAAAUCAAUUCUCAAAAUAUUGGAAAAGUUGGACUUGUCCGUGCAGAAAGUGACAACGGGAGAGGAGGCUCCGGAUGAUGCGGCCCAUGUCCUGCCGUCCUCCGACCCCACAGCUCAUCUGCUGCCCAAUAAGAUCAAAGACUUCACUGCCUUCAUCAACCUGGUGGACUUCUGCAGCGAAUUGUUGCUGACUAAACACCUGGACUAUUUCCAGUCCUGGAUGUAUCCCUUGAGCCAUGAACUUAUCCUCCACUCCAUACGAAAUCCACUUGUCAGUGGCUUUUACAAGCUGCUCUCUGUCACCAUGAACAUUGCCAAGAGAAUCAAGUACUACCAGGGAGUUGACCCGAGAAGCUCCAUAUCACCCCAGAGUGACACGGUGAAGAGCGCUUGUUUCGCUCUCUUCUCUAAGUUUGGAAAAGAGGUGUGUGUGAGAAUGAAGCAGUACAAAGAUGAGCUGCUGGCCUCCUGCUUGACCUUCGUCCUCUCGCUGCAGCACAGCAUCGUAGAUCUGGACAUCAAGGCCUACUGCCCUGCUCUCGAGGCGGCUCUGAAGUUGGGUCUGAGCCAUGUUCCUUUGGCCAACGUAGCCCUCGAUGCCCUUGAGGACUGGUCCUCCCACAUUCCUCCGGAGACGAUGCAGCACUGCUAUGCGAGCAUCCUUCCUCUUCUGGAUGGAUACCUGAAAACCACCUCCGACGACAAAGACGACAGCAACUGGGAGGUGACGUCUGCUGUGUCUUCGAGAAGUGGCAAAGGAUACAGCCGAGUGAUGACGAGGCUCUUGAAGAAAUCGCGCCAGCUCACCACGGAAGACGCUCCUCUUGUCGCGGUGAGGCUCCGGGUGGUGAAGUUGCUCGGUCACCUGGGAGGACAGCUGAACAGGAACCUUGUAACUGGGGUCUCAUCAGAGGAAACGAUGAAGAGACUUGUUGCCUGGGAUUCUGAGAAGAGGCUCAGCUUUGCGGUGCCAUUCGCCGACAUGAAGCCGGUCAUCUACCUCGACCCAUUUCUGCCGCACAUCAGUGAACUGGCUCUGUCCACAAGUGACAGACAAACCAAAGUCGCAGCUUGUGAGCUUCUCCACAGCUUGGUGGUCUUCAUGGUUGGGAAAAGUGCUCAGAUGGUGGAGGGGGACAAUAGCUUGCCGCCCAUGGACAAGCUGCACAAGAGGCUGUUUCCUGUGCUUCUGCGUCUGGCAUGCGAUGUGGAUCAGGUGACCAGACAGCUCUUUGAACCGCUGGUCAUGCAGCUGAUUCACUGGUUCACAAACAACAAGAAGUUCGAGAGCCAAGACACAGUCGCUGUUCUGGAGGCCAUCAUGGACGGUGUGGUUGACCCGAUGGAUUGCACUCUCAGGGACUUCUGUGGCCGCUGCAUUGAAGAGUUUGUCAAAUGGUCAAUCAAACAAACCACCCCCACGCAGCAGGAGAAGAGCCCGACCAACAUGAAGUCCUUGUUCAAGCGUAUCUACAGCUUGGCUCUCCACCCUAAUGGCUUCAAAAGACUUGGUGCAGCCUUAGCGUUCAACAGCAUCUACAGACAAUUCAGGGAGGAGAAGUCUUUGGUGGAGCAGUUUAUCUUUGAAGUUCUCGUCAUAUUUGUGGAAAGUCUGGCUCUUGCACACUCAGAUGAGCGCUCUAUGGGUACCGUGCAGCAGUGUUGCAUUGCCAUUGAUCAUCUGAAAAGAAUCAUCAGUCACAAGGCCCCCAGUCUCAAUCAGCACAACCCCAAGACACGCGUCCCAAGGGGCUUUCCACCUGAUGGGAAGUUGUGCCUCCUUGAUGUGGUGUUAUGGCUCCUGGAACAAUGUGGCCGUCCUCAGUCUGAGUGUCGCCACAAAUGCAUGGCACUGUUCCAUGAGUUCGUUCCUCUCCUCCCAGGAAAGGAGUCUGCAUCUCAGUGGGUAGACGGCAUACUGAAGGAUCACGGCAACGGUUUCCUGAUCUCACGUUUGGAGGGUGGCGGUCUCCUCUCUCAGCCCACUCUCAGGGACCUGACGGGUCCGUUCAGUGUCAGAGCCACCCUGCUGUGGAUGGACGUACUGCUGGCUGCCCUGGACUGCUACAACACCUUCAUCGACUUGCACAUAAUCAAGCCGAACCUCAUGCUGAGCUCCGAAGAGAAGUCGAGCUUUCUGAAAGGAAUACGUUUUUUCUUGAUGGAGCUGGCAACUCACGAGCCGGCAGCAGCAGAGAGCUGCUUCCCCUUUGGCAAGAAGAUGUUGGAGUUGGACAGCGACACACCACCUGGACGACACUCACUGGAAGAAAGAGCGGACCAGUACAACUAUAGCAAGUGCACCAUCAUUGUCCGCCUACUGGAGUUUGCCACCAUGAUUCUUGUCAAAGGAGACAAAGAAUUUUGCAAGCUUCUGGAACAAGACAUUUUUGUCUCUGAUUUCUUUGAGCUGACUGCGCUGGUGGUGUGUGAGCCCUCCACUGUGGGGUUCAACAUGGCAGAUGUGGAGGUAAUGAGGAACCUACCAGAAGUGUGCGUUCCUUUACUAAAGGCGCUGCUGGCCUCGCCUUACCGCACUCGACUUGAAACCAGUUUGCGGACAAAAAUCUCCAUUGAAAGUGUGGAGGAGUUGUGUGCUGUAGAUCUCUAUCACUCCAGCACCCUCAGCCGCCACGACCAGAUGAAUAUGGUUCUGUCGUCCUGUAAGCAGAUCCACAAAGCCAACUUCCUCAGCUCCAUUCUGCACUGUCAGGAUGGCACAUAUGCCAAAUCCCUUGGGUCCCGACUUCUAAUGGCAGUGUAUAAAGGAAUAGCGCCGGGUGAGGAGCGGAAGGCACUUCCAUCCUUGGACAUAAAUACCAAGAGUCUGGCGGAUGGCCUGCUUCAGCUCGCCUUCUCUCUAAAUCAACAGAGUGAGCAGCUGGUGGACCUGUUGUUGAACACCAUCAUGCUCUCUGUGCCAAUCUCUGGAAGUCAGAGCCAUAACUUCCUGAGCUUCUCGCACGGCGAGUACUUCUACAGUCUCUUCCAGAUGACCAUCAACACUGAGCUGCUGAGAAGUUUAAACACCACGGUGGCACGCCUCAUGGAGGCGUCCUCUCAAAACCCCAGCAUGGUGAGCGUGUUGCUGAAUGGCAUUCUGGACCACAGCUUUAGAGAGCGCUCUGUGAGGAAGAACCAGGGGAAACAGCUGGUCGAAGCGGUGCUAGGAAGAUGGAACAGUCUGCAGUCGUGGUGGGAGGGACACUCCUCCACGCCAGAGAGCAAAACGGCCACUCUACUGCUGCUCUCCAAGCUGCUUCAGAUUGACUCUUCCAUCUGCUCCGAUGCCAACCACAAAGCCUUCAAACCGGUGUUUUCCACUUUCACCAUGCUGCUGGUUGACGUGAAUCUGCCACUGAAUCUCAAGAGUCAGGCUCUGCUGGUGUUGCCCUUCUUCACAACCCUCCCAGAGGAGCCACUUGCUGACCUGCAGAAAGCCCUGGACGACCUGGUCGUGUCCCACUUCCCCAUGCAGUCCGAUGAGUUCGCUAAGGGCUCGCUGCAUCGCAACAACUACAUGGACUGUACCCGAAAGUUGCUGGAUGCCCUUGAGCUUUCUCAGAGCCCACUUCUUCUCAAGCUGAUGGCAGGGAUUCUGUGUCGUGACAGAAAACACAUCAUGGAGGAGGCCUUCCAAACCUGUUUCCAAAGAAUCGCUAGCCGGUCGAGCAGCGAGCGGCAGCUGGCGCUGCUGUGCACCGUGUUCGGGGUGAUCCAGCGGGGCGACGUGCCGAUGAGCUCCGUGCUGGAGGCCAUGAUGGAGAGGGUCCUGCUACCUCUCGCCUCUCACUGCAGCACCAAGGCCCUCAAUGACUUCUUUGUCACCAAUGUGUCUGACAUCAUAGUUUUGCUGCUCAGUCGCUUCACAAAGUCAAAUGAAAUGGAAUUUGAGAUCCAGUUGAUGAAGAAGAACGGCUGCUUCAAGCUGAUGGAGCUCCUGUAUUGUCAGCUUCCCAAAGAAGAGGUUUACUCCAUGGAAUCCCGCAUUAAUCAAGCCUACUGUCGAUCAGACAAAACCGAAGGGAAUGACUUGAUCAAGUCGUGUUUUGAAGCCUUCACUGAGAACAUGGCCGGUGAGACUCAGCUGCUUGAACUGAGGAGGCACUACCACUGUGCAGCGUACAACUGUGCCAUCGCCGCCAUCAGCUGUAGCUUCAAUGAGCCCAAGUUCUACUACGACUUCCUCUUCAGUGAGAAACCCGAGAAGAAUCAGUUCAUUCUGGAGAAUAUCAUCGACGUUGAAAGGACCUACAACUUUCCAAUUGAAAUUGAAGUCCCACUUGAGAGAAAGAAGAAAUAUGUCAUGAUUCGUAAAGAAGUGAGCGAGGAGAGUGGAGAAGCGCCAGUGUACCUGUCGUCCCAGUCUUACAUGGCCGACAGCAGCCUGAGUGAGGAGAUGAGCCAGUUUGAUUUCUCCACCGGAGUCCAAAGCUUUUCCUUCAGCUCCCAAAACCCAGAAGGACACAGGCGACCUGUUGCAAAAAGAGAAACGGAGGAGAAAAAUCCCUCCCAGGAUGCAAUGGUGGAUCUAGAAAUGGAUGAGCUGAAUCAGCAUGAAUGCAUGGUGACCAUGACUGCUCUUAUUGGACACAUGCUAAGGAACAACAUAACCCCCAAAACGGAACAGGGAACCAUGCCGAGUGAACUGCCUCCAUGGAUGACAUUUCUACAUGGCAAACUAUCAAAUCAAGCGACACCUCUGAAUAUUCGACUCUUCAUCUCAAAGUUGAUCAUCAACACAGAGGAGGUUUUCCGGCCUUAUGCCAAGCACUGGCUGGGGCCGCUCCUGCAGGUCGUCGUUUCUGGAAAGAACGGAGGAGAGGGGAUCCAUUUUAUGGUGGUGGACAUUAUCGUCAUAGUGCUCUCCUGGACGAGCCUGGUCAGCCCCAAGGAAAACCCCAGAGAUAAAGUGCUCGCCAACCAGCUGUUGGAGUACCUGAUGACGCAUAGCUUCCACUCCACGAGGGCAGUUUUCCGGCACAAUCUGGAGAUCAUUCGUACCGUGGUUGAGUGCUGGAAAGACUGUCUCCAUGUGCCUUACAGUCUGAUAUAUGAGCGUUUUCGUGGCACGGACCCAAACAGCAAAGACAACUCUGUUGGACUUCAGCUACUGGGAAUCAUCCUGGCAAACAACCUCCCUGCUUACGAGGCCUCGUGUGGAAUUGAAUACGACAGGUACAUCCAGUCCCUCACCAACAACGUGUCCUUCGUGAGAUAUAAAGAGGUCUACGCAGCUGCUGCUGAGAUUAUUGGCCUCACCCUGAAGAACAUGAGUGAAACGGACGAGCAUCGUCGAGAGCUUUUCAGUGCUGCUGAAAGUAAGAUAACCAAUCUGAAGGAAAAAAAACAAAACAUGGAUGACAAGUUCAUUAUUUGCUUGAACAAAGUUUCAAAGCACUUUCCUCCGUUUAUGGAUCGGUUUUUCAACGAUGUGUUCUCCCUCCUGCCCAAACUGCACGGCAUCUUAAAGACUCAUUGUUUGGAGUGCGUGCUGAGCCGUGCUGAUGUCAUCCCGGACAUCUUUCUCCAUCUGAAGACCACAGGCUUUAUCCAGAUGAUGGGCCACAGGGAUGAAGCCAGGCAGAGAGUGUGUCUGGAUAUCAUCCACAAGAUCAUCGCCAAGAUCAGUCCAGUUCAGCUUCAGGAGCUCCUGGGAGCCGUGACGGCGUUUGUCUCCCAUCCUUCACCAGUGUGCAGAGAGAGGAUGUAUGACAUCCUCAUGUGGAUCCAGGACAACUACAGUGAUGCAGAGAGCAUGGAGGACAGCACCUCAAUCGAGGUUUUGAAUGCAGCGAAAGAAACACUACUUCAGGGACUGGCUGAAGAAAACCAAGGCCUUCAGCUUUAUGUUCAUAACUUCUGGAGUCAGGAGAAGCGCCUACCAACUACGACCCUGGAGCGGAUGUUGACGGUGCUUGGUUCUCUCUACUCCCGUCCAAUAGAGAGGCGUUUCUUGAGCUUGGCUACCAAUCUGCUGCUGGAAAUGACCAGCCAGAGUCCCGACUUCAAAAGAAACAUCUUUGAGUACCCACUGUCAGAGUGUACCUUCCAGGACUAUGUGAUCGACUCCAACUGGCGCUUCAGGAGCACAGUGAUGACUCCCAUGUUUGUUGAAACCCAAAGAUCUCAAGGCCCGGAGAGUGUGGCAGCAUCGCAGUCUGGAGGCCUGAUGGGGAAGGUCCGAGCCACUCAGAGUUCAUUAGAGUUCAGCCAAACCCAAACAGCAGGUCGCCGUUCAGCCUAUAAUUGGCUGACGGGCAGCACGGUGGACACACUAGCAGAGCACACACUUGGCUCUGAGUCUCUGUCGUCAUUGUUGGCGUUUGAUAAGAAAUCAGAGUGGCAAACUACAGCGAGGAGACCAGUGGGAGAAGGCUUUGGGCUGAGGCGCCUUACUGUAUCAACCGAUGAGGUGGACAGUCGCACUAAUGCGGCAAAUGAGCAGUGCAGUAGCAUCCUCAGAUUGAGGCGCAGAUUUCUCAAAGAUCAGGAGAAAGUCAGCUUGAUUUUUGCACAUAAAGAGAUCCAACAACAAAGACAGAAAAAGGUAGACAAAGCUGAUCAAAGGCUGCGUAAAGAGGCUCAGGUGACUCUCUAUCGUAACUACCGAGUGGGAGACUUCCCAGACAUCCAGAUCCCAUACAGCAGCCUCAUCGCCCCCCUUCAAGCCUUAGCCCAGAGAGAUCCAAUUUUAGCCAAACAGCUGUUUAGCUCCCUGUUUGCUGGAAUCUUCCAAGAAAUGGAAACGCACAAAACGAGAGAGGAGAGCGGGAGGAUUAAAGAGGAGCUGCGAGGCACCAUGAAUACAUUCCUGACCAAGAGCACCCUCUGCUUCCCUCCAUUCAUAGCAUGUGUUCAGGACAUGUGCCGCCAGCAUCAGGAGCUGCGUCAAGUCGACCCAGCCGCCAUCAGCUCCACCUGCCUGAUGAGCCUCCAGCAGCCGUCGGGCAUCCUGCUGCUGGAAGAGGGCUUGUUGCAUGACGGGGGCCAGAACGAGCCUCCUGCCAAGCGAUCACGAGGACACAAAGAAAUCCCCCCAGAGACCAACAAAUGGAUCCACCUAGCAAGGCUUUACAGGUCGUUGGAGGAUUAUGAUGUCGUGCGCGGCAUCUUUGGGGGUAAAGUCGGGACCAAGUCGAUCACCUGCACUGCGCUUCAAGCUGAAGCCAACACUGACUUUGCAGAAGCUGUGAAGCUUUACAAUGAGGCCCUGAACACUGAGGUUUGGAGCGAUGGCGAGCCCACCGACUCUGAGAAGGACUUCUGGAAAAUAGCUGCCAUGGAGGCCUACGGCCACCUGACUGAUUGGAAGUCUCUUCAGUACUGCUCCACCGUGAACAUAGAUGAAUACUCCCCGCCCAACCUCGAGAAGAUGUGGUCGGAGCCGCUCCACCAGGAGAUGUACCUGCCGCACAUGAUUCGCAGCAUGCUGAAGCAGCUGCAGCUGGGUGCGGUGGACCAAACUCUCCUCAGCUUCAUCGACAAAGCCAUGAAGGUGGAGGAGCGCAAAAAGCUGCUGGAAAGUCAUUACAGCCAAGAGCUCAGCUUGCUCUACAUCCUGCAGGAGGACUAUGACCGCGCGACGUACUACACCAACCACGCCAUGCAGCUCUUUAUGCAGAAUUACUCCAGCGUGGACACGCUGUUGACUCAAAGUCGGCUGACCAUCCUGCAGUCAGUGCAGGCCUUGACUGAAAUCCAAGACUUCCUGAUGUUCAUCAAAGGAGAAGUGUCUGUGAGCUCACUCAAGCAGCUCAUCCGACUUUGGACCAAGCGGUAUCCUGACGCUAAAGCGGAUCCAGUGAAUUUAUGGGACGACAUCAUUACAUCUCGAUGUUUCUUCUUGGACAAGAUCCGGGUAAAACUAAGAGGCCACGCUCCCGGUGACAGUAUGGAGGUGGACGGUUCAGAAGACCCAGCGGGAGACAUCGACACGUUGGUAAACGACUGCAAGUUCAACAUGAAGCUACAAAUGGCCGACAGCGCUUGGAAGCAGAAUAACUUCCCUGUGGCCACCAAGCUGCUGAAGGAACUUCGCCAAGAAGCCAAAACAAACAGAGGCUGGUUGCUGCGGUGGGUCCACAGUUUUAGCCGCUUCAACCAGAAACGCAGCCAGACCCAGAGUCCUGUGGAACAGAUCAGUGUCAUGCUGGAGACGAUCCCACUCCUGGAGGAGCUUCAGGCCGACUGUCAGAGUGCCACGGCUAAAGUAUUCAGACACCAGAAGAUACUUCAGGGUACAUCCUUCCACAUCCUGGCCACAGCUGUAAGCAGAAGCCCCUCGGUCCUGGGCACUAUGGACGCUGAGAAAGCUCAGAGAGUUGCAAAGCUUUCUGGAGCGGCUUGGCCCCAUGAGAAUUCAAAGAAAGUGGAAGUGGGGCUGCAGGUGAAAGCAUUGAAGUUGCUGUGUGACGCGACCAGAAAGGCCGAUGAGCUUCAGCCGUAUACUCCGGACUGUGUGGAGAGCAGCAGCAUCAUUGUGACAUACAUGACUUUGGCUAAUUUCUGCGACAAACGGCUGCGAGAGGAGGAGCAGAGUGAAACUGAAAGCCAAUUCCCAGAUAUGUUGGCACUGCCCGUUCAUAUAUUGAAGAGCAUGUUGAAAGCACUAAAGAUGAACUCUGAGGACGCUCGCCUCAAGUUCCCACGUCUUCUGCAGAUCAUUGAGUUGUACCCCUCUGAGACACUGGACCUCAUGAUGAAAGAGAUGGUGUCAGUUCCCUGCUGGAUGCUGAUUGGAUGGAUCAGUCAAAUGGUCGCCCUACUGGACAAGCCGGAAGCUGUGGCGGUGCAGCACUGCAUCGAGCAGAUCGCGGAGUCCUACCCUCAAGCUCUGGUUUACGCUCUGAUGAUCAGCAGGGAGAGUUACCAGUUUGAGGACUCUGCUACAGGCCACCAGCAGCAGGGAUUUGUCGACAGGCUCAUGAGCAUGCUGGAUAAGGGAGGAUCUGUGAAGGACUUUGUGGAUGCACUGCAGCAGCUGACAAACCCUGAAAUGCUUUUUAAGGAUUGGAUGAAUGGUGUGAAAAAUGAAUUGGAUAAACCGAGCUUUGACGAGGAGCGGAUGGGCGUCCUGUACGAGGAGAUGCACGCUUCCCUCGGGGAUUGUAAUCGAGGCGGUCACGGAACGUUUCGCAACAAAUUCAUCCGAAAAUUUGCUAAAGAUGUGGCGACACUGCUGGGAUCUAAAGGCAGAAAUCUGUUCGAGAAGAGCAAGGAAGAAACCUUUGUGAAGCAGUUGAAAGAUCUGGCAACAUCCAUGCGUGUAUUUCAGAAGGAACCAGGGAACCUGAAGGAAUACUCGCCCUGGCUGAGUGGAUUUAAAGCAGACACAUUCAGCAAUGAGCUGGAGAUCCCAGGACAGUAUGAUGGCAGAAACAAACCUUUGCCAGAAUAUCAUGCAAAAAUAACAGGCUUCGACGAAAGGGUGAAGGUGAUGUCGUCGAUCCGUCGCCCCAAACGUCUGAUCAUCCGCGGGGAUGAUGAGCGUGACCACCCCUUCCUGGUGAAGGGGGGAGAGGACCUCCGCCAGGACCAACGCAUCGAGCAGCUCUUUGGCGUCAUGAACAUUGUGCUGAGUCAUGACGCCGCAUGCACACACAGAGGCAUGCAGCUGCGCACCUAUCAAGUCAUUCCCAUCACCACCAGAAUUGGUCUGAUUGAAUGGAUGGAGAAUACCUGUACUCUGAAAGACUUCCUAAUCACUGACCAGGAAAAGGAAAGGGCCAAAAGGUGUGCUGAAGAUCACAACAAAUGGCUCCAAAAAUUUGCUCCAGAGUUAAAGGGUUUUGCACUGUAUGGUUAUGCUUACAAGAAUGUGGGACGUUCUGAGACGGUCGACGCUUUUUCCAAAGUGUUGCAGCAUGUGCCCAGAGAUCUCCUGAAGAGAGCUUUUCUGAAGAUGUGCAACAGUCCCGAGGCGUUCCUCUCCUUGCGCUCCCACUUCAUCAGCUCUCAUGCCUUGCUGUGCGUCAGCCAAUGGAUUCUGGGAAUCGGUGACCGCCAUCUCUCCAACUUCAUGAUCAACAUGGAAACGGGAGGCAUGAUCGGCAUCGACUUUGGUCACGCGUUCGGCUCAGCCACACAGUUCCUCCCUGUGCCGGAGCUCAUGCCCUUCCGGCUGACCCAGCAGUUUGUGAAUCUAAUGCAGCCCUUGAGAGAGUCGGGUUUGAUCCAGAGCAUCAUGGUCCACUCCCUCCGCGCUUACAGUGCCGAGCCGGACCUUUUGCUGAACACCAUGGACGUGUUCGUCAAGGAGCCGUCGUUGGACUGGAAGAACUUUGAGCUGAAACAGAUGAAGAAAAAAGGCACAUGGACGGAGAGCGUGAACACCAAAGAAAUCAACUGGUAUCCUCUACAUAAGGUGAACUUUGCCAGAAGAAAACUGGAAGGAGCAAAUCCAGCAACUUUAACCAGUGAGGAGCUGAAGCUGGGCUUUGAGACGGACGCUGCCUACCAAGGGAUGAAGUCUGUGGCCCUGGGGGCCGAGGAGCACAACAUUCGGGCUCGGCUUCCAGCCGCCGGCUUGUCGGUGGAGAAGCAGGUGGACUGUCUGCUGGACCAAGCCAUGGACCCAAAUGUGCUCGGCAGAGUUUGGGUGGGCUGGGAACCAUGGUUCUGAUUGUCUAUGUGAAAUAUUUCUAAGAUAGUCAUUCACAAUAAUUGGGAAGCAAAUCGUAUCGAAGGUGAGGUAAAUACAUUUGAGAAGAUGUUUUUUUGUGGUCUCAUUCCCUGUAAUGUCAAAUGUUUCCUCUUUUUUAACUGCGGCAGAUAAUUUUCAUAUAUAGUGGGUACGGCAGAGUGUGUGUGGCAGGAUCAGCGUGGUGUCUCAUACUUGGCUUAAAGCCCCACUAUGUAGUUUUCCCCUUUUAGCGCCCCCUUCAGUUUUUGAGGUAUUUAACGUUUACUUCAGUGUCGUAAAUACCCAGUUACGAUAGCCGCAGCCUUGCAGACACUUGAAUUGAGUUAGGAUCAUGUGUUGUCCUGUAUUAUAAUAAUUAUUAUUGUUAUUAUUUGUACGUGUCACGGGUUAUAAAAGGUGACGAGGGGGAGGUGA
This is a messenger RNA of Pseudoliparis swirei, 13105 nucleotides long. RefSeq names its product DNA-dependent protein kinase catalytic subunit-like. The record is from RefSeq and is a predicted model, not a curated record. Gene Ontology annotation, biological process: double-strand break repair via nonhomologous end joining; telomere maintenance; immunoglobulin V(D)J recombination. Gene Ontology annotation, cellular component: nucleus. NCBI's taxonomy places the organism in Eukaryota, Metazoa, Chordata, Actinopteri, Perciformes, Liparidae. The transcript has 87 exons. Bases 338 to 12670 code for a protein of 4110 amino acids. Gene Ontology annotation, molecular function: protein binding; DNA-dependent protein kinase activity.